ACUCGGGGUGGCUACGCGCUGCCAAGAGGCGCCUCGACCGCGUGCCGCCCGUCCCCGCGAUAAGCUGCCCCGGCUCGGGACAGAGGUGGACGUUCGUAUCAGCGUCCGCUCGCUCCUUCCCUCCUCCUCCCAUCCCGGCCUAUGGCUCCCAAGCAGCCCUGCGCGACAUACGAGUACGUCGUCACCCCCGCUGGCCCCAAGAUCCUCCCCGUCGCAGAUGCGCAAUCCAAGGACGAGGAGUCUCCCGCGGACUACAACGCUGGCGGAUAUCUCCCCGUCAAGGUUGGCGAUACCUUCAAGGACAACCGCUACGUAGUGUUGAGGAAGCUUGGAUGGGGUCACUUCUCCACCGUAUGGCUCGUGAAGGAUACAAUUGUCAAACGCCAUUCAGCCCUCAAAGUGGUCAAAUCCGCGGGGCGCUACGCCGAGACAGCGCGUGACGAGAUCAAGCUGCUCAGCCAGGUGCGAGACGAGACUCCCGACCAUCCUGGGCGGGAAUUUGUCGUCUCGUUUCUGGAUUCGUUCCAACACCCUGGUCCUGAAGGCGUGCACGUCUGCAUCGUCUUCGAACCGUUGGGCGAGAAUCUACUCGCGCUCAUCGAACGCCACAAGAAGACGGGUGUGCCACCCGCGCUUGUGAGGGUGAUCGCGAAGCAGAUAUUGCUAGGCUUGGAGUACCUACACGAUGAAUGUGACCUCGUGCAUACCGAUAUCAAGCCCGAGAACAUCAUGAUUUCCAUUCCGGACGUCGAAGCGCAUAUCCAAGCGGAGUUAUCGACUUCCCCUUCACCGACGUCCCGCAAGGUCGGCGUGCCACUGAAGCAGCUCAUGCGGACUGGUGUCGCAAUACCGCGGCAAGCGGGGCGCGAUCGCCACGUGCAGAUAUUCGACUCACAACCGCUUAUGAGUCCCACGGGCUCGAGUCGGAGCUUGUCCAAAGGCAUGCAGCAGUUGUCCAGAUUAGCCAGCAUGCAGAGCGUUCAUAGCUUGUUGGACAAGAAGGGCAAGGGCAAGCAAACUUCGGGCGAGAGCACGCUAUCGACGCCCGAGUUGUCUGACGGCUCGACCGCGAGUUUGGACUCCAUCCCGCUGCCGUCCACGCUCUCGGCGUCGUUCGGCAACGACCCAUUACCGCCGUCCGUGAGCGUGGUCACGAGCGAGGUCAACAAGUUGUCGAUCGAGACACGUUCAUGCAAUGGAUGCCUCUCCGCCUGCGUAGGUCAGGAGUUGCCUGUCGAGAAGGUCGAGUCAGUGGUGCCAACGAUGCAGCUACACUCGAUCAAACCUCCGAUGGGACCGUCGCUCCUGUCUCAAACCGCCCCUCAUAACCUCACUAUCAACACCCGCACCACGACAUCGCCUCGCUCUUCAUCUCCCACUCAUGAGCCAUCCUCGCCGCACGUCUCCUCGUCUUCCCACUCUACGCAUCGUCCGCCAUCACCACCGCCACCUUCGCCCCUGCCUCCGCCCAUCUCCAUCAAGAUUGCCGACCUAGGCAAUGCGACACCCAGCCACAAGCACUACACCGAAGACAUUCAGACCCGCCAGUAUCGCUCGCCAGAAGUCGUCCUGGGACGCACCGACUGGAACCACACGGCCGACGUCUGGAGCGCAGCAUGCGUCAUCUUCGAACUACUCACCGCAGAGUACCUCUUCGACCCACAGGCGCAGGGUGGCGUCUUCGGCAAGGACGACGACCACAUGGCGCAGGUCGUCGAGCUGCUGGGCGACUUCAGCUCAGAGGUGAAGUUCGGUGGGAGGUUCAGUCGCGAGCUUUUUGACAGCACCGGCGCGCUGCGGUACAUCCGGAGCUUGAAGCCCUGGCCACUCAAACGCGUCAUGAUAGAGAAGUAUCUUUGGAACGAGGAAGACACCGACGCGCUGUGCGAGUUCCUUGAGCCCAUGCUCAUCGUCGAUCAUCGCAAGCGUAAACAUGCGCGGGACAUGAAGAACCACAAGUGGCUCGAGGUCGACCCGGCCAGUUCGGAGCUGAAGAACUG
This is a messenger RNA of Rhodofomes roseus, 2000 nucleotides long. RefSeq names its product Pkinase-domain-containing protein. The record is from RefSeq and is a predicted model, not a curated record. The transcript has 5 exons. Lineage: Eukaryota; Fungi; Basidiomycota; Agaricomycetes; Polyporales; Fomitopsidaceae. Gene Ontology annotation, biological process: regulation of mRNA processing; protein phosphorylation; spliceosomal complex assembly. Gene Ontology annotation, molecular function: protein kinase activity; ATP binding. The annotation marks the transcript as partial.